Molecule: messenger RNA, 501 nt
Organism: Trichoderma asperellum CBS 433.97
Lineage: Eukaryota; Fungi; Ascomycota; Sordariomycetes; Hypocreales; Hypocreaceae
Source: RefSeq, a predicted model, not a curated record
AUGUGGAGGCAUACCGCAUUCUCCAUUCUCCCCUUGACCGUGAUGCUGCUCGUUCUUCUUCUUGCUGCUGUUGUUGGCACUGCCGCUGGCUCUUCUCGUCCGUGUCUCAGUGGCAUCACCGCCGCCUGCGCAGGAACAAAGAAUGGCGCACGCGGUGUAGCGUCAAGGUUAAUCUCCAAGCGCACGGCUGAAACAUACGGCUGCACCCCGGCUCUCGUCGAUGCGACGCUGUUGUUUUCUCAUCCAUACUUGCGCCUGCGUUGCGAAUCAAGUUGCUCUUCGCACUGCCCUCCUUCAACCUCUGCUCGGAGACUGGGCCACUUCGACCCCACCGCGCCUUGUCCAGUCCGCUGCGCCUGGUAUCAUCACCAGAUGCGAUACAGCUAUGAAACAUGCGACGCAUGUCAGAGCCCGAUCGCUGAGCACCUUUGCUCUUUUUCUCCGGAGGCCGACAUGGAUAGCCUUGGUCUCGACGGCAGCCCGCUGGUACCUGUUGCUUGA